CCUCGAGAUAUCUGCAGUUUGCGAGGAAGCUCCAAAUACACUUACAUAGUCGACAUGGCUGCCUCCAAUGAACCGUUCUACAUCCGAUACUAUUCGGGACAUCAAGGACGACACGGUCAUGAAUUUCUUGAAUUCGAUUUUCGAGUCUUAGGAGAUGGAAGAAGUGCGUCUGCGAGAUAUGCCAACAAUUCCAACUACCGCAAUGAUUCCCUGAUUCGGAAAGAGAUGUGCGUCAGCUCUUUGAUGGUGGAUGAAAUCAAGAGGAUUAUUAAGACUAGCGAGAUCAUGAAGGAAGAUGACAGCAAAUGGCCACAGAAGAACAAGGACGGACGACAAGAGUUGGAAAUUCGAUUGGGAAGCGAGCAUAUUUCCUUCGAGACCGCCAAAAUCGGCUCCCUUGUUGAUGUCACAGAGUCUCAGGACCCUGAGGGCUUGCGUGUGUUCUACUACCUCGUCCAAGAUCUCAAGGCAUUGGUAUUCUCUCUGAUAGCCUUACACUUCAAGAUCAAGCCUAUUUGAAGAGCGAAUAUUGUACGACGAAGAAGGUCAUUGUGGCGUACGGCGUUGCUUGUGCACCAAAAAGGGAUACCAUAGAAAUGCGAAUGCAAGUCAGUCUGGACAACUGCGGCCAUUACUACAUCAUUUUGUGUAUUUUGACGUUCCGAAGGCUUGUGCUGUGGUAUUUGUGGCUCAUGUACAAUACCAAUAAUCCUGGCUUUGAAUGCUUGACAAUUCAGCAGGGUUCCAUAAGACAAGACACUUACUUUUUCAUUUAUUGAAUCUUCGCUUGUGACGGAGCGUCUGGCUGCAAUUCAAGAACGUAUUGGUUCUUCAAUUAAUGGAGAUCUAUUUAUACUCAUACUAUAU
Messenger RNA from Cadophora gregata, 867 nucleotides. RefSeq names its product Protein mago nashi (gene MNH1). The coding region runs from base 55 to 519 and encodes 154 amino acids. The transcript has 6 exons. NCBI's taxonomy places the organism in Eukaryota, Fungi, Ascomycota, Leotiomycetes, Helotiales, Ploettnerulaceae. Gene Ontology annotation, biological process: RNA splicing. Gene Ontology annotation, cellular component: nucleus; exon-exon junction complex. The record is from RefSeq and is a predicted model, not a curated record.